CCUCCCCUGUAUGUCCUCCCCUGUAUGUCCUCCUCUGUAUGUCCUCCCUGUAUGUCCUCCUCUCAAUGUCCUCCUCUGUUCUUGCAUCUACACAGUAGUCCUUAGGCUGUCAGCAUUGAAAUAUUCUGAAAUGUAAGAUAAUCCCAGGGUCUGGACAGAUGGACAUUCACAUCUACUGGCAGACUGCCUGACACCUGUUGAGCAACUGCCUUGUUUCCCUGACAGUCGCUGUGUCCAGGCUUCCAGCUGCCUCAAAGACUGUUGUCCUUCAACUAAACAAAAGUGUUCUUUCGUCUUAAGCUCUAGGUCCUGUGUGACCAGGCAUCUCUUUUAUAUUUAUAUAAUGUACAUAGUCGUUGAGACGAUGAUAUUUAGUUGUUUAAGAAACCAUCUGCCAUGGAGAGUCACUGGCACCAUUAAAAGCAGAUGCCAGCAAGUUGUAGCAAAACAGCUGCGUGUCGCUGAACAGCUGCAUGCAUCUCCGGAGCCAGACAGACCAACUGAGUGUUUCACAUACGGCACGAAAAAUAGUGAGAAGCAAACUUCAUGAACACAGAAGACUGCACUGGAGCUGAACUGGAGUGGAACCUAAGAAAGUCAUACUGUGAAAUCGAAGACCAGUUAUACAAAGAGUUAUGGCUGACAACAAACAACUUGGGAAGCCUGUCUCGUCCUUCAGAAAUGAUCUCCUCACCCAUGUCACACGCCACGUGGGAGCGGCCCAAAGAAACCCCAUAAAAAAGCUGGAUGGUUUGUUCCAGAAGAUGCAAGACAUGCUGGACAGCUCCUCGGCGGACAAUGAAAAGAUUUUGCGGGAUGUCCGCUUCAAGGAGGUCUGUAAGAUCCUCUACAAAUACGAGGGGAACAUAAAGUACCAGUUCAGUGCCUUCAUAAGCCUGAUGGAGCAGAUGCAGAAGACCCCCAGCGACGCCUGGAGACACAUGGAUAUUUUUAAGGACACUUACGAGAGAAACAAGAGUGACCUGAGUCUGGAUGUCUACUACCGAUGCGUGAUGGAGACCGGGACUGGGCUGUUCGGCAGGCCACUGCUGAAGGUCUACUCUGAUCACUGCGGUGGCAGCCGCGAGGCGAUGGAGCUGAUGUGCUCCUAUCUCACCAACGUUCUUCUCAUGGGUUUCACUGCACACCUGGCCUACACAGCCAUCACUGAGGACAGCAGAGAAGAGUUCAAGGAAAAAUGGAGCGCACGGCUGAAAAGCAUCAAAGUCCAGAUGCAAGCCGCCGUGCCCACUGACUUCGACCAUCCUGGCAACAGAAUGUUUCCCGGUGCAUCACAUAAUAACGCAACUCUGUACGUUUGCUUGUUACGUGUUUUUCUGCCUGCACAUUAGAUUAACUUUUUCUACCAAAAGACCUUCUCUCCUACAUACGACAUGAUUCCCGGUAUUGGCCAGACGGAGUGCGCAGUGAUAGCGGGUUGUAAAGCGUAUUUCUUUAAAUGUGAUCACAGGCCUGAAUCCUUCGUUCUGUU
This is a messenger RNA of Paramormyrops kingsleyae, 1492 nucleotides long. The record is from RefSeq and is a predicted model, not a curated record. NCBI's taxonomy places the organism in Eukaryota, Metazoa, Chordata, Actinopteri, Osteoglossiformes, Mormyridae.